Achroia grisella is the source of this 1055-nucleotide messenger RNA. Its product is annotated as ornithine carbamoyltransferase, mitochondrial-like. The record is from RefSeq and is a predicted model, not a curated record. The coding region runs from base 63 to 1049 and encodes 328 amino acids. Gene Ontology annotation, biological process: L-citrulline biosynthetic process. Lineage: Eukaryota; Metazoa; Arthropoda; Insecta; Lepidoptera; Pyralidae. Gene Ontology annotation, molecular function: ornithine carbamoyltransferase activity; amino acid binding. The transcript is spliced from 7 exons. Gene Ontology annotation, cellular component: mitochondrion.
AUCUAUAAACAAAAAUUUAUGUGAAUUAUUUAUUUUAUAUAAUAGACAUUAAAACUAAAACAAUGAAUUUGUUCAAGUUUACUUCGAAAUUUUCAGCAUUAGUGGUACCAAUUGGAAAACGGUUUAGUCAACAAUGUCAAAUAGUCAAUAAGAAACCACGGCACCUGAUCUGCUUCAAGCAAUGGACCGCGGAGAUGGUGAUGGACGUCAUAAACAGUGCGAUAAAUCUCAAGUAUUGCUUCCGUGAUACACACAACCAAAAACUGAAUAUUUUAUCAGAUUCAAAGGUGAUGAUAUUGCAAGAAAUCAAUGAGCCCGUACUCAACAUGGCUGUGUCUAAGGCUGCAACGCUAUUAGGAGCUUACGAUGUUCACAUUGUAGAUCAUCUGGUGUGGGACCAUGAUUAUCUCGGCAGAGUGUUCUCGUACAUGUCAGACGCCAUAUUUGUAGCGACCACGACGCAUAUGUGCGUCCAGCGGUUCGCCGAACAGUCCUCGGUACCUGUAACUUGCAUGAAAUCAAGAACCCACGCCAGUAUACAAUCCCUCUCUACCGUCAUGUCCAUAGUUGAAGAAUUUGGCUCUAUGAAAGGCGUAAAUAUAUGUUACUUGGGAGCUCCACAUCCAGUACUGAAUUCUUAUUUGCUUCUCUGCCCAAUGUUGGGUGCCAAUAUUAGAUUUAAAUGUUGCUGUAUGAAAUGCCCUCUCAGUCCGCUAUUAUUUAAAGCAAGCGAAGAGCUGGCGAGCAAAUCAUAUACAGAAAUGAAAGAGUGCUUAAACAAAGAAGACGUGCUUCAAAAUGCAUGUGUGGUCAUAGCGGGACCUACAACCACCAAACAUGAUAAUAUUGAAGAAUUCCGAAUAGGGAUAGAGGAUAUACAAAAGCGAAGUUGUUGCCAAUGGAUUUUCUUCCACACAUGUCCUCGUGGGGAGGAAGUGGAUAACAAUUUAUUCAACCAUUACAAUGCUCGGACAUUCAAUGCAUUUGAAAAUAUGCAUUUUAUUGCAGCAGCCUUAAUGGCCUAUGGAAUUAAAAAUUACAUAUUUUAAAUCGGG